Molecule: messenger RNA, 285 nt
Organism: Monoraphidium neglectum
Lineage: Eukaryota; Viridiplantae; Chlorophyta; Chlorophyceae; Sphaeropleales; Selenastraceae
Exons: 1
Coding region: 1-285 (94 amino acids)
Source: RefSeq, a predicted model, not a curated record
AUGUUGCUGCGUCCCAGGAGGGGGCUGCUGCUGCUGCUGCUGCUGCUGCUGCUGCUGGUGCUGCUGCAGCUGCGGGUGUGGGUGCUGUGGCCAAGGAUGCCCCUGCUGCUGCUGAGGCAGCGGCUGUUGCGCAUGAUGGGCCUGCUGCUGCUGCUGCUGCUGCUGCUGCUGCUGCUGCUGCUGCCACUGCUGGUUCUGCGGCUGCUGUGGCCAUUGCUGCGCGUGGAACGGCUGCUGUGGCGGUUGCUGCAACUGCUGCGGCUGCUGGGGCUGCUGCGGCUGUAA